AUGUAUUUGGAAACUAGAAGGGUUAUUUUUGUUCUAUGGAUUUUUCUCCAAGUUCAAGGAAACAGAGAUCUCUCCAUUAAAAUAUACCGUUCUGAAACUAAAGACAUAGACAAUGCCCCGAGAAUCAGAACAACCGAAAAGACGGCAAAAAUGCACAAAAUGUCAACCAUGAGACGAAUAUUCGAUUUGGCAAAGCAUCGAACCAAAAGAUCAGCAUUUUUCCCAACUGGGAUUAAAGUCUGUCCACAAGAAUCCAUGAAACAGAUUUUAGCCAGUCUUCAAGCUUAUUAUAGAUUGAGAGUGUGCCAGGAAGCCGUGUGGGAGGCAUAUCGGAUCUUUCUGGAUCGCAUCCCUGACACGGGGGAAUACCAGGACUGGGUCAGCAUCUGCCAGCAGGAGACCUUCUGCCUCUUUGACAUCGGCCAAAAUUUCAGCAACUCCCAGGAACACCGGGAUCUUCUUCAGGAGAGAAUAAAACAGAGAAACUUCCUUGAGAGAAAGGAAGAAAUAUCCACAGAGGAUACAUUAGGAGAGCCUGGUGGAACCCCUGUGUUUUCAGCAGACGUUGCCAGUGUCUCGCUUGGGCCCCUCCCUCUCCCUCCUGAAGACACACUCCUGAACGAAAUCCUCAAUGAUACCCUCCCGGACACCAAGGUGCCUACAACAAUAGGAAAUGUAGAAAUCACUGAUGUUGCUCGGGACCUCCUGGAGCAGAAGGUGGAGCUGAGCAUCUCUCUGACAAACCAGAGAUUCAAGGCAGAGCUCACCGACUCCCACUCCCCGUAUUACCAGGAGUUUGCAGCCAAGUCCCACCUUCAGAUGGAAAAGGUAUUUAAGAAACUUCCCGGAUUCAAAGAAAUCCACGUGUCAAGAUUUAGACCAAAGAAAGAAAAAGAUGGGUCCAGCUCCACCGAGAUGCAGCUCACAGCCAUCUUUAAGAGAGACAAAGCAGAAAUAAAAAGCUCUGCGAGUGAUCACCUAUCUUUUGAUUCCAACAAAAUUGAAAGUGAAGGAGACCCCCAUGGGACGGUGGAGGAGGACAAGCAGACGGAAAUCUAUCCCACAGCUUUGGAACUCAGAAAGCUGAUCAUCAGAGCGCUCGAGGAAGACCAGUCCUUGGACGUGGGGGCAAUUCAGUUCAUGGAUGAAACUGUUGGGUCAUUGCCAGACUUCCAUCCUGAUACCUCGUCAGUGCUGCCCACACUCCUUGCUGAUAUCACAAAGGAUGCUACUUUGAGCCCGGAACUUCCUCUUGGUCAACCCAGGCUUGAGACAAUGGACAGAGCAGGACACGGUCUACCUGACAGUUCCCGGUCUCCACCUGCUGUGGCCUCUACCUCCUUAUCAGAAACUCCAUCUUUCUUCACUGCAUCAAGCAUCUUCUCUCUGACUGAUCAAAGUACCACCGACAUGAUGUCCAUUGACCAGACAGCACUAAUCCCACGGCUAACCAUCCCCACUGAUGAUUAUUCUGCCAUCAGUCAGUUGGCUCUGGAAAUUUCACAUUCGCCGACAUCUUCAGAAGACAGCAGCCAAGAUACAGCCAGAGGCUUAGAUGGGCUGGAUCUCGUUAACGCUCCCUUCUCAGAGGUACCAGGAUUCAGUGGGUAUGUUUCCACCCCAGAUGGCUUCUUGGAAAGCACGACUCCUGACCCAGCUUUGCGGUACAUCACCACCAGCUCUGUGACCAUGGCUCCCAGGGGCCGAGAACUUGUGGUGUUCUUCAGUCUGCGUGUGGCCAACAUGCCCUUCUCCAGUGACCUGUUCAACAAGAGCUCACUCGAGUACCAGGCUCUGGAGCAACGGUUCACGCAGCUGCUGGUUCCAUAUCUACGAUCCAAUCUCACCGGCUUUAAGCAGCUUGAAAUACUUAACUUCAGAAAUGGGAGUGUGAUCGUGAACAGUAAGAUGAGAUUUGCUAAGUCGGUGCCCUACAACCUCACCAAGGCAGUGCGAGGGGUCUUGGAGGAUUUCCGCUCUGCCGCAGCCCAACAGCUUGAUCUGGAAAUAGAUCGCUACUCUCUCGACGUCGAACCAGCCGAUCGAGCAGAUCCCUGCAAGUUCCUGGCCUGCGGCGAAUCCUUCCUGUGUGUGAGGAACGAGUGGACCGGGGAAGCCGAGUGUCGCUGCCGAGCGGGGGACCCGCGCCCCUGCGCCCCUGGAGAGGACUGCGAGGACGUCCUGGGGAAGGGGGCGCCCUGCAGGUCACCAGAUCAAUCUCAAAGUCAAGCAUAUGAACCUACUGUUAAAAAUGUCCAAUAUCAGCAAAAUAACAAGGUAAAUUCAUAUUUUUAUAUGUCAGUUUUAAUUACUGAAUUUGAAUUUUGAAGGAAAUUUCUGGGCCUGACUUACUUCAAAUAGAGAUAAGUAAAAGCGCUUUUCCUUUAUUUGCCAAGCUUUUAAAUUUAGUAUUUU
Molecule: messenger RNA, 2415 nt
Organism: Camelus dromedarius (Arabian camel)
Lineage: Eukaryota; Metazoa; Chordata; Mammalia; Artiodactyla; Camelidae
Gene: IMPG1
Product: interphotoreceptor matrix proteoglycan 1
Exons: 16
Coding region: 1-2328 (775 amino acids)
Biological process (GO): visual perception
Source: RefSeq, a predicted model, not a curated record